Messenger RNA from Mesorhabditis belari, 327 nucleotides. Lineage: Eukaryota; Metazoa; Nematoda; Chromadorea; Rhabditida; Rhabditidae. The record is from the annotation of a GenBank genome assembly.
AUGCAUCCAGUCAGCCUCGUUGUCGUCAUUUUGAGCUGUCUUCUCUCGAUUGAGGCUUUCGCUUUCAAUGAGGAUCGACCACAAGCUUUUGCCUUCAAUGGUGCCCGAGGAUCGGAUGUGGCUGGGAGAAUGUUCGCCUUUGCCGACUCAAAAAGCAAGAGAGCUGAUCCACAACGAUUCGCUUUUGCCAAUGGAGAGCCAAUGAAUGAGGCGGCUAAAUUCGCGUUUGCCUUCGCCAAGAGAGAUCCCAACUCAGAGAGUCUUCAGCGAUUUGCGCGUGCUCAGAAAUUCGCAUUCGAGGGAAAUGAGGGAAAACAACGAUUUGCU